GGAACCGCGUCGCUGCCGGUCGCCUCUCCCGCGCUCGAAACAUCGCAACUGAUGCGUCGUCGGCUUAUUUGCAUAGGGAUGUUUAUUCCCAGAUAGUGUGUCCUAAAAACCUGACUCAUAUCACAACGGAUUGCUAACAGUGCUGUGAGAUACUCCAGUGUUUCGGACAGAGGUAUUUGAAAUAUAAAAUUCCGUAAAAGUGCUGCGGUUUGUUGGUCCUUCGUUUGGAAAAAGUGGUUUUCAUAUAAAACGGAUGUGGCUACGAUGAGAUUUGUUUGAUUCAAUCAAAGAUAAACAUACAUCAGUCGAACGUAACAAUAAAGAAGACAAUAAUUGAAUUAGCGGAGUUUUUGUUGUAACUGAAACCGAAAGUGCUCAAGAUAAAGUGAGUGAUACAAAGUUGAGAACAGCAUAAUUUCCUGCCGUGGAGAUAAUAAGCUGCGAAGUAAGUACGUGGUUUUGAUCGCAUCUGUUCUGAUGAUAUGUCAUCGUGACCCGUAUGAAGUCGUUAAAAAGAUAAAAUAGAAGAAAACCUCGUAUGGCCGAAGAAGAACGUCCAACUGAAGCGUCAUCGUACGCUUUGUGGACCCUACAGAAUGUUUGGUACAAAAACGCGAGCGACAAACGUUUGCAGAAGUCUGACUUAAAAUACACAUUAGCUAAUGUAAAUGAAAAUGCUGACAACAAUAAGGAUACAGAAGACACUGAGUUUAUUAGUGAAGACAAUUAUAAUAAUGAAGAUCGUGUUAUAGCAGAUGAAAGCAUAAGUUAUAGUGACUAUCGCGGUGAUGAAGAGGUCAGGAAAAAUGUGUGGAGUGAUGUCGAUGACGAAUUAUACAUAGCCAAUCUUAUAAAGGUUAGGACUUCAGAUGAAGUGAAUCGCGUUAAACGUGAUACCAGUGAUUCUAGUGUUAGUGAAUUCAGAGAAGAGGUUGUGAAUAGUGAUAAGUUAGAUAAGUACGAGAUGUGGGACUUGGAGCCCACGGACCUUACGGAGUGUGAUUGUCUUGGACCUCCUCCAGAGUUCCUGCUCCCUCCACCGCCGAGACCGCCGUUCCUGCAAGCUGAUUAUUAUUGUGGUGACGACCCGAUACCCGAUUUGGAGACUUGCGAUACGGAACCAAAGAUAGACGCGUACAACCACAGCGGGCCAUCGUUGCAGACGUCGGCAGUGAUCGCUCUCUGCUCCACCGUCCUCAUCGUGGGCGUUCUAAUAGGCGCAUUACUUGUUUGGAAGCACAAACGAAAAGUGACACAUCUCCUGCCAUCAAAGUCUUCAGCUCCGAACCAGAGCACGGGGUCCCAAAGGCGGGCACCUCCACCCGCUCCGUUGUACGAGGACCUGCAGGAUAUGCCGAGACGACCGCCGCUGCCACAUCUGCCUGAAAUGGAACCACAACUUGAGAUGGUCGAAACAAAGCGGCCUAACUGCCAAGGACGGGUCUUCGUCUGUGACACAGGCGGUUCAUGGAGAGGAGGCAACUCUUGUGUUGGAGACACUUGCGGGGCUCCUCUGUACGAAGAGUUGCCUCACAGAUCCGACGACUCCAUUCACAGCGACGAUCACUUCGCUGAAGACGAGCUAAGUCUUGUCGGCGAAGCGGUGCCAUGUCGAACGUGUUCGAGACCGCCUGCACCACAGUCUUUACCCCAUCGGCCGAGACAGCACCGUCUAGACAGAAGACCAAAGUCCCUUGAACGAAGACGAGCACAACACAGAAUGCCUCGUCACAUACAUCCUCCAGACCCUUCAGAAUUCCACGAAGGAGUGCUCUUGGAUGCAUUAUUAAGACUGUACCCGCAAGUUGGUACAGUUGGCGCUAGGCCUCCAGGUCCAAUGCCAAUAGGAGCAGGAGGCGCGUGGCCUGGAGGGGAAUUGCCAGGAAUCAAUUGCUGGAGAGCUCCGAGAGCAUCACCCAAGCCUCCGAGCGGAGAUUCUUCCUUCGGCUCCGAUUCAGGCUACAGCAACAAUACCUGUGGCACAUGUGGUACCAGGGCUUCCUCCCGACAUCGUCUAUCAGCAGAAAUACCCUUAUCAUGAACGAGAGGAAUUUUCGGACUCGGUGAUCGUGCAUUAGUGGUUCCAUAUGGAGUGAUAAAAUGAAUUUUUACUGUAAUUCCAAGCAUUUAUUAGGUUUACUUCUUAACGGCCUACUUUCACUGAUAUUCAGUAUGGCCUUUUGCCUUUUUCUGGAAUAGUGUUUGUGAAUUAUUAUGGAGCUUAGGGAUACCUAGUAGUAUAUUUCUACGUUGUACAAAAGAGUUUCUAAUUAGCUGACGUCUUUCCGAUUAGCAAUAAUACUUAAUUUGUAUUUAGCUUCCUUGGUACUGAUUUUACAUUGUAAUUGAUUGAAUA
This is a messenger RNA of Maniola jurtina (meadow brown), 2356 nucleotides long. RefSeq lists its product as uncharacterized. The record is from RefSeq and is a predicted model, not a curated record. The transcript has 9 exons. Lineage: Eukaryota; Metazoa; Arthropoda; Insecta; Lepidoptera; Nymphalidae. The coding region runs from base 539 to 2041 and encodes 500 amino acids.